AUGAGUCCAGUCUGCCAUUGGCUCUGCCCAGUGUCUCCCGAUUGGCUCGGCAGCCCGCGGGGGACCGAUAAGGGCGGCUAUAAAAGCCCUGGGAGCUGCUCCUGGUCCCCCAGCCAGCAAGAGCCAGAGGGGCCAGGCAAAGCCCGGCUGCCACAUCCAUCCCCCCCCUCUACCACCACCAGCACGUAUCCAGAUCCACAUCUUUGCUCAAGCCGAAACCAAAAAAAAUCCAACCCCAUCCAAAAAAAAAAUAAUCCCACCCCCAAAAAACCCCCACACUUAGCGGAAACUUGUCAGAGAAUGCUCCUAAGGUCUGGUUUGCUGCUGCUGCUGGUGAUCAGUGCAUCCGCAUCCUAUGAAGCUGAACAGAAUGACUCUGUGAGCCCCAGGAAACCCAGGGUGCCAGCCCAGAACUCAGCAGAGGUGGUUCGCUGCCUGAACAGUGCCCUCCAGGUGGGCUGCGGAGCCUUUGCCUGCCUGGAGAACUCCACCUGUGACACGGAUGGGAUGUAUGACAUCUGCAAGUCCUUCCUCUACAGUGCUGCUAAAUUUGACACUCAGGGAAAAGCUUUUGUGAAAGAAAGCUUGAAAUGCAUUGCAAACGGGGUCACGUCCAAGGUGUUCCUGGCCAUCAGGAGGUGCUCCACGUUCCAAAGAAUGAUCUCUGAAGUGCAGGAGGAGUGCUACAGCAAGCUGGAUAUGUGUGGCAUUGCCAAACGCAACCCUGAAGCCAUCACAGAGGUCGUUCAGCUUCCAAAUCAGUUCUCCAACCGGUAUUACAACAAGCUGGUGAGAAGCUUGCUGGAGUGUGAUGAAGAGACAGUCAGCACCAUCAAGGACAGCUUGAUGGAGAAGAUUGGCCCCAACAUGGCCAGCCUCUUCCAGCUGCUGCAGGCAGAUCACUGUGCCCAAGGCCACCCGAGGGCAGACUUCACCAGGAGACGCAUCAGUGAGCCCCAGAAGCUAAAACUCUACUUCAGGAACCUCCGAGGUGAGGGCUCCCUCCCUCCCCACACCAAGCACAGCUCCGCCGAGAGCCCCUAAGGCCGCUGGGGGCUGGGGAAGGGGGUGGGGGGAAGGCACCCCGGGUGUGCAAAGGGAUGCUCAGAGCACCUACCAAAGCUGAAGGCUCUCUAGAAGAGUGCUGCACCCAAACCACCUGUACUGUAGCUAGUUUUCAUCAGGACUAGGGACUGGUCUUAAGAGUUUAGCCGUUGAAUAUUUUCUAUCCCCUCUCCAACACCACUUUUGCAUGGAUCCCAUUUGGGUGUCUCAGCUUUUCCAAACAUCCUCCAUCUCUUUUCCUCCCCACCAAGAGAACAAAACAAAGCAGAACCAAAAACAGCCAAAAAAAGAGAGAUAAAACAACACACACACACACCCU
Messenger RNA from Dryobates pubescens (Downy woodpecker), 1384 nucleotides. It is a transcript of the gene STC1, whose product is annotated as stanniocalcin 1. Gene Ontology annotation, molecular function: hormone activity. The record is from RefSeq and is a predicted model, not a curated record. Gene Ontology annotation, cellular component: extracellular region. Gene Ontology annotation, biological process: intracellular calcium ion homeostasis. NCBI's taxonomy places the organism in Eukaryota, Metazoa, Chordata, Aves, Piciformes, Picidae.